Messenger RNA from Heterostelium album PN500, 4077 nucleotides. RefSeq names its product ATP-dependent DNA helicase RecQ family protein (gene blm). The transcript is spliced from 3 exons. Gene Ontology annotation, biological process: DNA replication; double-strand break repair via homologous recombination. The record is from RefSeq and is a predicted model, not a curated record. Gene Ontology annotation, cellular component: cytoplasm; nucleus; chromosome. Lineage: Eukaryota; Evosea; Eumycetozoa; Acytosteliales; Acytosteliaceae. Bases 1 to 4077 code for a protein of 1358 amino acids. Gene Ontology annotation, molecular function: 3'-5' DNA helicase activity; ATP binding; four-way junction helicase activity.
AUGACAAGUAAUAAAGUAAUAAAUAAUAAUUAUCAAGAUCAAUUAAAAUUAUAUAACAAUACAUUAGUAGAUUUUGAUAAUAAUAGCAAUAACAACAAUUCAAAUAAUAGAAAUAAUAAUGAUACAAAUGUAGUUGAUGAUUUUAUAAGUUUAAAAGAUAUAAAUAAUCAUAAUAUAAAUAAUAAAACAUUAGUUACAUCUCUGGGUGCUUUUAAAGAUAUAUUUAAGUUAAUUCCAAAGAAACAACCAAACUAUUCAAAUAAUUAUAGUAGUAAUAUUAAGUUUAAUGCAUCUACAAACAAUAAUAUAGCAUCGAUAUCAUCAGCUCCAGCAGCAUCAUCAUCAUCUACAUCAUCUACGUAUUCACCAAAUAAUAACAGCACAUCACCUGGUAUCAAACCAAUAACACUUAAAUUACAACCUAAAUCAAAGACAUCUACAUCCACAACAAAUACCAAUACAAAUACGAAUUCGACAUCAAAUAUGUCAACAAACAACAAUAACAACAACAACAAUAAUAAUAAUAACGACAAUGGAUAUGAUGAUUUCUUAAGAGAUUUUGAUGGUGAUAAUACUAGUAAAGUUUCAUCAUCAAAGGUUUCAGAUAACAGUGCAACACGCUCAAGUGCAUACAACAACAACAACAACAAUGAUAGAUAUGUAGAUCUUUCAGCGACACCUAAAUCUACACCAGCACCAUCUAGAAACGUUUCUUCUACACCUUUGAUGCCUUUAAAGCUCUCAUCUACAACUACUUCAUCAUUGGCAUCUAGUAAAUCAACUACUGUAACCAAUUUCAACACUCGUAACUCUUUUACUACCUCUCCACGUACAAUGACAACAGAUGAUCUAAAUGCAUCAUUCGAUGAUAGCAACAAUAACAACAACGAUGACUAUAACGAUAAUGGUAUUGAUUUCGAGAAUGAUAUGGAUUUUAAAAGACAAUCAACAUCUUCAUCAUCAUCAUCAUAUUUAUCUUCAACAAGAGUAUCAGCAUAUAAUAAUAAUAAUAAUAAUAAUAAUAAUAACAAUGAUAAUAAUAACAACAACAGCAACAGCAAUGGAAGCGAAUCAAUUGAAAUUCAAAUACUACGUGUAAAAGCAGAGUUUUGUGAUAUAUCAAUGGAGAAGACCAAAGUCAAGGAAUCAAAGCCUGUCACUGAUUCUGAAAGAUUGGCUCGUUAUGAUAAACUGGAUGAUCUUAAAAAGAAAAAGAAAGCGAUAACAAAGAGACUUGCUGAAUUGGAGCAAACAAGAGAUAGUCAAGCUAAACAACGACAAGAUAUUACCUCAACUACUACUGCCACUUCAACAACAAACUAUAGUACCUCUUCAACUUACAAUAACAACAACAACAACAACUAUUCAUCUACUUUUAACAAUAAUAACAACAAUAAUAAUAAUAAUUAUACUUCAUCUUUAUCUUCAUCAACCUAUAAUAAUAGCAAUAAUAAUAAUAACUAUUCAUCUUCAACCUAUAACAAUAACAAUAACAAUAAUAAUAAUAAUAAUAAUAACUAUUCAGCUUCAACUAAUUAUAGUAAACCAAUGGAUAAUGAUACAAGUAUAGAUGCACACGAUGUAGAUGAUUUUGAAUUUGGUAAUACUCUGGAUGAUAAUAAUGACUAUGAAAGCAAUAAUAACAAUAAUGAUAACAGUAGUAUGUUAUUUGAUGAUGAUUAUUAUGAUACUGGUAUGACAAUAUCCGCACCUUCAACAACAACUACUACCUCCACAUCCAGUAAUAGUAACAAUAGCAACAGUAAUAAUCAUCAACAAAAUUUAAUGAAUGCUGAAGAUGCAAUCGAUCUAGAUUUUGAUUAUAAUGAUUUCGAUCUAUCGACAACUACAACAACAAUGACAUCAAACAACAACAAUAAUAAUAAUAAUGAUAGUAUUUUUAAUAGUAGUGUUCUUAAUAGUAGUACAUCAUCUAUGGUAUCUGUAGCACCACCUUCAAUCUCUGUGCAAGUCGAUGAACGACAUCUUGCCAAAUGGAAGGCAAAGUUCCCGUGGUCAGAGAAAAUCAAUUCAACCAAUCGAAAUAUCUUUGGUAAUCGAUCGUUCCGUCUCAAUCAAGAGGAGAUUAUUAAUGCAUCGAUGGCAGGACACGAUAUCUUUGUGUUGAUGCCAACCGGUGGUGGCAAGUCACUCUGCUACCAGAUUCCUGCACUGCUAGCAGACGGUCUAACCAUCAUUAUCUCACCGCUGAUAUCACUCAUCCAAGAUCAAGUCAUGCUACUACAGAAUCUUUCGUAUCCAACCGCCGCACUGACCGGUAGCAUCAGCAGCGAGGAGCAGACGCGAAUCUUCAAGGAGCUGCGCAGUGACAAUCCAACAAUAAAGCUACUCUACUUGACACCGGAGAAAGUCGUACAAUCGACUUCGAUCAUCUCGCUAUUCCACCAGUUGAACAGCAGAGGCAAGUUGAUUCGUGCGGUCAUUGAUGAAGCGCAUUGCGUCAGUCAGUGGGGACACGACUUCCGACCGGACUACAAACAACUCGCCAUCUUAAAACGUGAGUUUCCUAAACUACCGAUUCUUGCGCUGACUGCCACCGCUACGGAACGUGUCAAACAAGACGUCAUCUUUAAUCUCUCGAUGAAAGAUUCCAUCACCUUUAAACAAUCAUUCAACAGACCGAAUCUGAUCUACGCCGUUGUCAAAAAGAAAAAGUCAAUCAUUGAUGACAUCAUCGAGUUUAUCACAGCCAAUGGUUAUAAACAGAAAUCUGGUAUCAUCUAUUGUUUCUCUACUUUUGAAUGUGAAAAAGUUGCACAAGAAUUAAAUUCAAAAGGAUUAAAAGUAAAAUUCUAUCAUGCCAAGAUGACACCGGAAGAUAGACAGAGAACUCAGGAGAAUUGGACAAGAGAUAGGGUUAAAAUCAUUGUGUCAACCAUUGCUUUCGGUAUGGGUAUUAAUAAACCGGAUGUCAGAUUUGUUAUUCAUCAUUCGCUGCCAAAGUCACUGGAGGGUUACUACCAGGAGAGUGGUCGUGCCGGCAGAGACAGUCAGACUGCCCAUUGUAUUCUUUACUACAGCUACGCCGAUAAAUAUAGAAUCGACUCCCUCUUAGAAUCCUCAUCCGGUCAGGGAAGUACAUACCAAUCGAUUCGCGAGAACAAGGAUAAUCUCAACAAGAUGGUGUCGUACUGCGAGAACUCUGUGGAUUGUCGUCGUCAGUUGCAACUGCAGUACUUGGGUGAACAGUUUGACCGAACUAUAUGCGCCAAGACUUGCGACAAUUGCAAGUGUGACGAUCCUAUCAUCACAAAGGAUCUCACUGAAGACGCUCACAAUCUCUACAAGAUAUUCCAGUCGGUGGACGAACCGCUCGGUACUAUCCUUGAGAUCUUCAAAGGGUCGCAAGCCAAGAAGAUCACUGAAAAGCAUUAUCAAAACCACAAACAACACGGUUCAGGAAAGAACGUCGAUAAGAACGAUGUUGAUAGACUGGUUCACAAAAUGGUUACUCUGAAUAUUCUCAAGGAGGUGCACGUCGCCAAUGCCUAUCGAACUAUCACACAAACGAAAUCAGUCAAUAAUACUACAUUCUUUAGUAGUGGCAGACGUAUCAAGAUCGAAUGUAGAGCCAAGUCAUCGGGAUCCAGUAAGGACAAAGGACAAUCGGUCAUUUCGAAUAUCAGCGUCAACGGCAACAAGAACAAGGGUGACGAUGGUCCAGAGAAGUUGAGAUUAUAUCUCAUUGACGUACGUGCCCAGAUUGCAGAAGAUGCUGGACUACCUCCUCACAUGAUCAUUCAGAACAGUGCUUUCGACGAUCUCGUCGAGAAACGACCGACAACCCUUGCAGAGCUCAGAAACUGCUCAUACUUUACCAACACCAGAGUCGAAAAGUAUGGUGAGCAAUUUAUUCAGGCCGUCAAGGAUUUCAACAACGGUACGAUGAAGAAAAUCGCAACUGUGUUGGAUGAUGACGAUGAAUUCCAGCCAACCGGAUCACAAGACGAUGGUGCAUCACCCUAUUUCCAAAAGAAAUCAAAGAGAAAUACAAUUAAAGAACUUUUAACACAACAACACCCAACACCCACCAAUAUAAAAUAUAACCUCUUAUAA